AUGAGUUAUAAUCAUUUAAACAAUAACGAAGGGCAUCUUAAUCCCAAUAAUAUUUACAAUUAUCGAGAUCACACAGACGAAGAUGAUGAUGACCUGUCCAUUGAUUUUCUCCUGAAUCAACGUAGCCGUACACCUUUGACACUGGGGACUUAUAACUACAACACCAAUAACUCCACCACAUCGCUCAAUUUUCAACAACCAGAGCCGAUCUAUAGAAAUCAAACGAGAACUUCAAUAAGUGAUGCCUACUAUGAACGUCCACUUUUCGAUACUUCACAAACAAAUAUUGAAGAUCCCUUCAAUGAAAGUUAUGAAAUGAGAGAUACUUCAUACCAUGGUAAUAAUCUGUACAUGCAAUCAAAUGAUCCAUUUUUGGCAUCUUCACCACAGCCUUACAAUGCCAGUUAUAACCAUGCGUUUAUUCCACAUGUGUAUGAUGAGGAAGAUACUGAAGAGCAAGAAUACGAUCAACAUAUUCGAUAUGACCAGUUUGAAGGUGAUCAUUUGGAAUUAACUACAUUCAAAUAUGCUGAUGACGAAAGUAGGGCGGAUUAUACUCCGACUGAAAGAACUGUUCAAGAGGGAAGUGACGAAGAUGAUGGUACUGAGCAUUACGAAAAGGAAACAGCAGGUCCUACAAUAACUACCACAUCAUUUGGUGAUGGUGAAGGUUCUUUCGAAGAACCGCCUCCGCGUCAAGAAGUUCGUGCUAAGAAAAGAGGUGUUAUUUCUGGUUUGAAUGGUCAUUUGGUAUUGGAUUGUCCUGUUGCUGAUGAAUUGUUAUCAAAGUUCCCAGAUUAUAAACCAGGAAUGAAAUCUGGUGGGUUAUCAAGAGAGUUUGGGUUUAUGAGAUACACGGCUGUUACUUGUGGUCCUUCCAAUUUUUAUCGUGAUGCCUAUUUGUUGAGACCGGUGCAUUAUCCUAGACCAAGACAAACUGAAUUGAUGAUUGUGAUAACCAUGUAUAAUGAAGAUGAUAUCCUAUUAGCAAGAACUUUGAAAGGGGUUUUCAAGAAUAUCAAAUAUUUGGAAUCAAAGUCAAGAUCUUCCGUGUGGGGUAAAGACUCUUGGAAAAAAAUUGUCGUUUGUAUUGUUAGUGACGGUCGUACCAAGAUUAAUGAAAGAGCCCAAGCUUUGUUAGCUGGUUUGGGUGUUUAUCAAGAAGGUUUAGCCAAGAGUAGUGUUAAUGAUAAACCAGUGAAAGCUCAUAUGUUUGAGUAUACCACAAGAGUUGGUAUUUCCAAAGUUGACGAUGAUGUUGUCAAGUUAACCACAGAAAAAGUUGUUCCAGUUCAAAUGUUAUUCUGUUUGAAAGAACAAAAUACUAAAAAAAUCAACUCCCAUCGUUGGUGUUUUCAAGCUAUUGGUCAAGUUUUGGAUCCAAAGAUUGUUGUCUUGUUGGAUUGUGGUACUCAACCAUCUGGCCGAUCUUUAUAUGAAUUAUGGAAGGAGUUUGAUCGUGACCACAGAGUUGCUGGUGCAUGUGGUGAGAUUACUACAUCAUUAAAGAAAAGACAAAUGCUAACAAACCCGCUAGUGUAUGGUCAAAACUUUGAGUAUAAGAUUUCCAAUAUUCUAGACAAACCAACAGAAUCGGCAUUUGGGUUUAUUUCCGUGUUGCCAGGGGCAUUUUCUGCGUAUAGGUAUGUUGCCUUGCAGAACGAUGUGAAUAACAUUGGUCCUUUGGAAAAAUAUUUUAAAGGUGAGUUUUUGCAUAGUAGUGGUGAGUUGGAUCCUAAUGAUGAUGAAUUCCAGAUGAAGCACGAUAUGUUACAACAAGAAGCUGGUAUCUUCACGUCCAAUAUGUAUUUGGCCGAGGAUCGUAUUUUGUGUUUUGAAUUGGUUGCCAAAAGAAAUUAUAAUUGGUUAUUGCGUUAUUGUAAAUCAGCUAGAGCAGAAACUGAUGUUCCAGAAAGUUUGGCUGAGUUUAUCUUGCAAAGAAGACGUUGGCUUAAUGGUUCAUUCUUUGCAGCUAUUUAUUCAUUGGUUCAUUUUUACAAAGUUUGGCAUAGCGCCCAUUCAUUUGGACGAAAAAUAUUUUUACACAUUGAAUUUAUUUAUCAAUUCAUUAAUCUUGUUGUUUCCUGGUUUUCUAUUGGGUCAUACUUUUUGGUUUUCAGAAUUUUAACCACUUCAUUAAGUGCAUCAGAAUUGGGGUUUGCACCUGGAAAUGUGUUGUCUGUGAUUUUCUUGUGGCUUUAUUUGGCAUCCAUUGUGACUACAUUUGUAUUGAGUUUUGGUAAUAAGCCUAAAGGAACAGAAAAGUUUUAUGUGACUAUUGUUGUUUUCUUUGCCAUAUUGAUGGCCUAUAUGAUUUUUGCAGCUAUUUUCAUGGCUGUUCAUUCAAUCAAAGCACUUUAUGACUCGCAAACACAAAUUACAGUUGCGUUAUUCUUCCAGAAUGCUGCAUUUAGAGACUUGGUCGUUGCGACUUCAUCAACAUAUGCAUUAUAUUUUUUGGCAUCAUUUUUGUACUUUGAACCAUGGCAUAUGUUUACAUCUUUCAUUCAGUAUAUCUUGCUUUCCCCUUCAUAUGUUAAUGUUUUGAAUAUCUAUGCCUUUUGUAACAUUGAUGAUGUUUCAUGGGGUACCAAAGGUGAUGUUGGUGGUCAAACAUUGGAAAAAGUUAAGAUGAGAGAUGAUGGUACGUUCGAUGUUAGUGUUCCUAUUUCACAAGAAGAAAUCAAUCAAUCUUAUUUGAACCAAUUGGAAAAAAUUAGAGAACCAGCUCCGCCUCCAGAAAAAGCUACCGCUACAAGCAAUGAAGAUUAUUAUGCAUUUAUCAGAUCAAUGACAGUUUUAAUUUGGAUGGUCACUAACUUUAUCAUCAUUGCUAUUGUUCUUGCAACUGGUGGUUUAAACCAAUUUGUUAGUAUCACCAAUCUUGCCAAUGAAAAGAGUUCUAGAGCAGCUGUAUUCUUGACAGUCAUUUUGUGGACAGUUGCAUUCAUGGCAUUGUUCAGAUUUAUUGGAUGUGUGUAUUACUUGCUUUCAAGAAUGGGUAGAAGCAUCAAGAGAAGCGAGCACGCUACAAGAUGA
Messenger RNA from Candida tropicalis MYA-3404, 3039 nucleotides. RefSeq names its product chitin synthase I (gene CHS2). The coding region runs from base 1 to 3039 and encodes 1012 amino acids. The record is from RefSeq and is a predicted model, not a curated record. NCBI's taxonomy places the organism in Eukaryota, Fungi, Ascomycota, Pichiomycetes, Serinales, Debaryomycetaceae. Gene Ontology annotation, molecular function: chitin synthase activity. Gene Ontology annotation, cellular component: cell septum; cell periphery. The transcript has a single exon.